UUAAAAUACACACACACACACACACACACACACACACACACUGACCAGCCGUCUGUAGAUAGAACCGUAUUUUCUGAACACACAGUCUACAAAACCCACUGUUCACUCUCUCACACACUUUGAAGAUAGAGGUGGCAAUCACUUGUUCUGUGGUGCUGGAGCAGGACAGAGGACUGGCUUCUCAGUGGUAAACACUUCACUUUAAGAAGAUCAAUUAUGCAUAGUUUGGCUUGUUCUGACUCACUGGCACGUCUUCUGAAUAUGCUUAUUUAGAGAUGAUCGCUCAUUUAUGUGCAAGAAGAUUUGGCAGCCCGUACCUGUUUUGCAAUAAAGAUGAAGAUCAAUAUUCUUCUGCGUUUGAUGCUAUUGCUGGUGGGCACAUCAAGCAUCGAAGAUUCACCUGUGGAUAAAUUAACAGAUGUUUCUGGUGGCAGCAGUCAGCGUUUAAACUCUGUUCAGCAUGGAGAAUGUAGCUACACCUUCGUUCUGCCAGAACCUGAGGAGAGCAGGACUGGUAGCUGGCCAGAAGAACAUGAUGGUAAUUAUGAAGAUAACAGUGUCCAGAAAGAGUCUCCACAGGGGAAGCAAAGCCGCUUAAACCAGCAGAUCCAACACCUGGAGCUUGCCAUGGAAAAUUACACCCACUGGCUACAAAAGAUUGAGGUCUUUGUAAGGGACAGUCUGACAGAAGACACAACACACCUGAAAAAUAAUGCUUUACGUAGUGAAAUAACAGCCAUGUUGGAUCUUGGCACCAAAUUGUUUUCCCAGUCCACCCAAUAUUUCAGGAGGCUAACAGACAUGGAGAGACAGGUUUUCAAUCAGACUUCAAGACUGGUGAUUCAGUCAAUGGAAAACUCCUUGUCCUCUGUCAAACUUGAGAACAAACUGCACUGGCAAGCCAGUGAGAUGAACCAACUUCAGGACAAAACAGAUGCACUAGAGCAGCGUAUGCGUGACAUGGAGGCACGUCAUCGUGCAGAGCUGGGAUGGAUAAAGAGCGAGCAUGCAAAGCUCCAGAGACUUCUGGUAUCCCAGAGCUCUUCAAUACAGAGCCUGGAGCUCAGUCUAGCGCAGGUCAUCACUGACAACAGCGUCCUGUGCCGUGAGCAACUACAACUCCACAGUACCAUCAAUACUGUGCUUAAAAUGUGCUCCAAGAACAAAGCGAGUCCAAAUGUUUUCAAACAAAUGGACGAGCAGAGAAAAUACAGAGACUGUGCCGAACUCUUCCGGGCCGGAUUUAACAGGAGUGGAAUUUACACCAUCUACAUUAGCAUGCAAGACAUGCAUAAGGUUUACUGCAACAUGGAACAUGCCGGUGGGGGAUGGACCAUCAUACAGUUAAGGAGCGAUGGAACAUUGGACUUCCGCAGAACCUGGAAGGAGUAUAAGAUGGGCUUUGGGAGUCUGACUGGAGAACACUGGUUAGGAAAUGAGCUGGUGUACAAGCUGACCAAUCAGAGGCAAAGCACUCUCAGACUGGAGCUGACGGACUGGGAUGGAAAACUGGCAUUCUCCCAAUAUGACAAGUUUUACCUUGGUAGUGAGAAACAAAACUACAGGUUGUUCCUGAAAAGCUACAGUGGUACGGCUGGCAGACAGAGCAGUUUGGUGAUAAACGGGGCUGACUUUAGCACAAAAGACAUGGAUAAUGACAACUGCAUCUGCAACUGUGCACUCAUGCUCACAGGCGGCUGGUGGUUUGAUGCCUGUGGCCCGUCAAACCUCAACGGCAUCUACUACACCUCUGGACAAAAUUCAGGCAAAUUUGAUGGCAUUAAGUGGCACUACUUCAAAGGCCCCAACUACUCUUUACGCGCCACCACCAUGAUGAUCCGCCCAUUAGAUUUUUGAGAUAACGAUCAUCUGUCAUCAUAUUGUCACACAUUUUUCGGCAGUUAAUUGGUUAUACAGUAUGCUGUUUAACUGGUUAAACAUUUUGAUCCGCUUUGUGUGGAAAAUUCAAUGUCAAACUGUCAUAAUUAUGUUUCUAACCUUUUCCUUAAUGUAAUACAUUGUGUACUUCAGAUAGUCUGUUGUGUUGACGUCUGCUGAGGGCUUGACUUACUGGUGUCAUCAGCUUUCAGGAAAUGAAUAAACUGGUUUGUAAAGUA
Messenger RNA from Puntigrus tetrazona (Sumatra barb), 2117 nucleotides. Its product is annotated as angiopoietin-1-like. Gene Ontology annotation, molecular function: receptor tyrosine kinase binding. The transcript is spliced from 9 exons. The record is from RefSeq and is a predicted model, not a curated record. Gene Ontology annotation, biological process: angiogenesis; Tie signaling pathway. Bases 334 to 1857 code for a protein of 507 amino acids. NCBI's taxonomy places the organism in Eukaryota, Metazoa, Chordata, Actinopteri, Cypriniformes, Cyprinidae.